Poecilia latipinna (sailfin molly) is the source of this 487-nucleotide messenger RNA. RefSeq names its product coiled-coil-helix-coiled-coil-helix domain containing 1 (gene chchd1). The annotation marks the transcript as partial. The transcript is spliced from 2 exons. The record is from RefSeq and is a predicted model, not a curated record. NCBI's taxonomy places the organism in Eukaryota, Metazoa, Chordata, Actinopteri, Cyprinodontiformes, Poeciliidae. Gene Ontology annotation, molecular function: RNA binding. Gene Ontology annotation, biological process: mitochondrial translation. Gene Ontology annotation, cellular component: nucleoplasm; mitochondrial ribosome; mitochondrion.
AGCCAUACGUCUCCAGACGAAGAAGAAGCUGUUACGACACUGAGGUUCGCUUUACGGAUCACGCAGCGUUCCUGGCUACCUGGUGCUGGUCCGGUGUUCACAGCAGAUGAAACAUAAUUUGUCGGCUGUUUUUAGUCUCUAAGUUUAAUACCCGAGCCCAGAACAGGAGCUCCUCUCCGUCCGUCCACCGGUUCUGACCCGGUCCGCUCGCUGGAGAGAAAUGGCGGCUCAGGGAGGAGUUCUGUUCCAGGAGAAGGUCAGCAGGCUGCUCAGCAGGGAGAACGGGAAACCGGUGCUGAAGCCCAACAGACCGCUGAUCCUGAAGGACUCUGUGGGCAACAGGAAACCCAGGAAAGGAGAGGCUUCCUGCGUCACUGAGAUGUCCCUACUGAUGGCCUGUUGGAAGCAGAACAACUUUGUGGACAGCCUUUGCUCUAAUGAGAUCAACACCUUCUACACGUGUGUUCACAAAGCGGAGGUGAGUCUG